AUGCGUUACAGUUUUACUUGCCUUCUUAUUCCUUGUUAGGAUUCUUUUGGAGAUUCAUCAUGUCUUUGUGCGAAGACAUGUUGCUUUGCAAUUACCGGAAGUGUCGUAUCAAGCUCUCGGGUUAUGCUUGGGUCACUGCCUGCUCUCACAUAUUCUGUGAUCAGCAUGGCAGUGGUGAGUUCAGUCGUUCACCAGCCAUCUGCCCUGCUUGCAACAGUACCCUUUCGGGAAAGCUAGAUAUUGUCCGAACAGAACUCAGCCCAUCAGAGGAGUACAAAGCUAUGGUGUUGGCAGGGCUUCGACCAGAGGUUGUUUUGGACAUUAGCUCCCGAGCAUUGGCCUUCUGGACAUACCAGGUACACCAGGAACGUCUCUAUCAAGAGUAUAAUUUCAGCAAGGCCGAGAACCACUUAAAACAGAUGGAGAAGAUAUACACACAGCAAAUACAGAGCAAGGAUGUAGAGUUGACCUCUAUGAAAGGGGAGGUUACCUCCAUGAAGAAAGUUCUAGAAGAAUACAAGAAAAAGUUUAGUGAUAUCUCUGAAAAACUUAUGGAGCGCAACCGCCAGUACCAAAAGCUCCAAGGCCUUUAUGAUAGCCUUAGGCUAAGAAAUAUCUCUAUUGCUAGCCAAGAAGGCUCCCUGGAGCCAGCUAUGAUCCCACAGUCUGGAGUCUUUGGCUUCCCAUCAGGGAAUAAUAACUCGAAGUUUUCUUUGGACCGUACACCAGGUGGAAAUCAAGGCGGUGGAGAUGAAGAUGUUCAGUUCCGACCAUUUUUUGCGUGUUCUCCCACAGCACCUGAACCCAUUAACAACUUCUUUAGUUUUGCAUCUCAAAGCCAUGAAGCAGAGCAGCAAGUCUGCAGCAGGGCCUUUAAAGCAAAAAGAAUUUAGCAGAGUUUCCAUUUCUGCAUCCCUGAGUUCUCUUCACAUUUUGACCUUAGAAGAAGUUGGCUUGCAGUAGGGUGUGUGGUUUCCUGUUUGGUUUCUUCUGUUUGCUUAGGGCAUGGGCAUUUCAUGAAUCUCAGUCUCUAUGUUUGACAUUGCUCACACAGUCAGACUGUUGCACAGAUCCUGUUUCAGACCAAUCUGUGUUCAUGCUCAUGUAAACACCAGUGUUACAUUUACAUGGAGCUUUGGAUUCAUUCUAGCACGUAUAUGUUAAGUGUGUGCAUUGAUUUUUCUCUGCUAGUAUAUUUCUGUAAAAAUUAUGGUCUUGGAAAAUGAUGGUCUUGGAAAAUGGUGGCUUGCUAUUACCAUGUAUUUUACAGUCAUGUAUUUUCAUUUGUGUUACUUUGUUUUGGAGGUGUGCUUAUGCCAGUAAGUGAAAGUGCAA
Messenger RNA from Grammomys surdaster, 1335 nucleotides. It is a transcript of the gene Ccnb1ip1, whose product is annotated as cyclin B1 interacting protein 1. The transcript is spliced from 3 exons. NCBI's taxonomy places the organism in Eukaryota, Metazoa, Chordata, Mammalia, Rodentia, Muridae. The coding region runs from base 60 to 893 and encodes 277 amino acids. The record is from RefSeq and is a predicted model, not a curated record. Gene Ontology annotation, biological process: reciprocal meiotic recombination. Gene Ontology annotation, molecular function: ubiquitin protein ligase activity. Gene Ontology annotation, cellular component: synaptonemal complex.